UUUACUUUCUCUUCUUCUUUUUUCUUUCACUGAAAAAUCAUAAAAAUUAUUCUUGUAAUUGUUACGUGUAUAAUUUUGAAAUAUGGGUACAGGUGAUACGCAGAUCCUCUGUGUCUAGCAUAAGAAGAGGCUACUAGAACAAUACUCUACUAUAUAUUAUGUGUGAACUGACUAGAACCACCACAUCUUGAGGUGGACUCUGUCUCAAUACAGAAACUGAUUUUGUAUUUCAUCCAUACAUCGGGUAGCAGGGCAGGGCAGGGCAGGGGCCCCCAAACCAAACCAUAAUUGAUUGAUGAGAAUUCUAGCUAAGACAAAAGCGCUUCAUCCCUGCCCCUGUCUGUUUAAUUGAGCAGAUAUAGAAGAGAGAGAUCAUGUGCAGCACAGCCCCAAGGUAUCCCAUAUGUGCCAAGUAUCCCACCCUGUAUCCUCCCGAGUGUCCCAAGUGCUCAGCAUUGUCUUCUUCUUCUGGAUGUCAAGAAUAUUAUUACAAUCUUGUCGAGGCUGUAAACAACUAUACGGGGUCUCCGGUUGAUGAGUACAGCUUCGGUGCUGGACUACGGAAAUUCUGGGAAGAAUGGGACCUCAGGAUUCUAAUUCUAUACAUCCUCUAUACUCAGUUGUACCUCCUCAUUUUUGGACGCUUUAGGAGGAGAUCGAAAAGGAAGUUCUUGAUCAAUCUGAAUGUGUCGUUGCUGUAUAUUUUUGCUGACUUGUUGGCAGCUAUUGCUCUCGGGAAGCUCUCCAAAGUCAAAGACGAAGGCACUCUUAAUAAAGAAGCGGUUUUUCCAAAAUUCAAGCCAGAUGAAAUGUGCAACCCUGAUAAACCAGAAAGUUUGUUAAGGGGUUUAUGGGCACCGGUUAUCCUGUUCUAUCUUGGAGGUCCAGACACAAUAACUCUCUUAUACAUCGAAGAAACUCAGCUGUGGCUGAAACACCUAAUAUCGCUGUUAACACAAGGCGGAAGAGCAUGUUUCGUUUUGAUUGAGACCUGGACUCCUUCUGGACUCUCUGUUCUGAGUCUGUUCAUGUGGAUUUCUGGAAUGAUCAAGUAUGCAGAGCGAACAUGGGUUAUCAAGUCAAGAGCCCGGGCAAUCUCUGAAGGUUGUCUUCAACCAGAUGAUUGCACCGUUAUGGAUUUUGUUGGCAUUAGUCCUUCUUCACCGAACAGGAAGCUUGAGCUCGAAAAAAAAACACAGCUCGUGGUUGAAGGUUAUAUCUGUUUCCGGACCUUGAAGCCUCAUAUUCCUGGCUAUCAUGGGCUCAAGAGGCCGCUAGCCAAAUUCAUCAAAGAGGAUACAGAUCCUAAGGACAUUUUCAAACAGAUUGAGAUUGAGUUGGGGUUCAUGUAUGAUGUGCUCUUCAGCAAGGUAGGCACAAUUUUUACAGCAUGGGGUUUCAUUCUCCGGUUUAUUACCUUAUCUUGUGUAGUUUGUGUGUUGGUGGGAUUCUUCAUGGUUGACAAGUCUAGUACUAAAGAUUUGAAAGAUGAUGUCCAAACUACCAUCAUUCUGCUACUUGGAGCCAUUUUCUUGGAGAUAGUUGGACUUCUUCUUCAACUUGUUUCAGACUGGGCAGUGGUUUGGGCAUGGAAGCACCAGAGCAAGUUGUCAAGUCCAAUACUUUUUCUUCACGAACAUCUAAUCUCUCACAGCAGAUGGUCUAAGGAAGUGGGACAAUUUAGUUUACUGAACUUUUGCAUCAAAUAUGAGGCGAAGGUGUUCGAUGGAAUGGUUCGGGCUGUGUGUGGCUGGAGGAAACUUCUAAGCAUCAAUUUCAGCUUGCCUUCGAGGAAAGCAAAUAAGGCUAUAAAAGUAUUAAUCAUCAAUCAGCUUAGAGAGAGAUCACAGAACAAUUCAGGACAACCUUCCCAGAUAUCAUCCAUGAAAACAGGUGAGUGGACGCUUACUAAAUAUCGAUUGAAGGAAGCGCCCAACUGGCCCAAGUGGACCAUGAACAUAGAAUUUGGCGAAGCUAUUGUUCUGUGGCACCUUGCCACAGACAUCUGCUAUCAUGAUGAAGAACCAACGAAUGAUUCAGAAGCAGCCAAAAGAUUGUCAAAUUACAUGAUGCAUCUUCUUCUCAUAUGUCCUAAUUCAUUACCCUUCUGCAACACGGAUGGCGACUUCUUGACGGCUUGUGCAGAUAUAAUGGAAAUUUUGAAGAACAAAAAACUUGCACUCGCUGAUGUAUGGGAGCAAUGCAAAAGUCCCACAGUGAAACGUGCGAAAGAUCUUGCCAGUGCGUUGAUGCAGAAACCGAACGAGGAAAGAUGGGAGAUCAUGAGCAGUAUGUGGGUGGAGAUGCUGUGCCAUGCCGCGAAGGAGUGUAAACUGAAAAACCACGCCCAAGAGCUCAGACAUGGCGGAGAAUUUCUGACUCAUGUGUGGCUGCUACUCAUGCACUUCGGCAUAUAUGGAGACCAAGAGAGAAUUGUACCUCCAGAUUUAAGGCCCAAUGCGCAGGAAGGAAUCAAAGGUUUCAACGAUUUCACUCAAUCAACGUUCUUUGAGGGCUGUGAACUCAGUAGCUUUUAAGGUGGUUCUACAUGAUAAUCCCACGUAAUACCGUCCUUCCAAAUUAUCCAGCUGCAGUAUGGGAAAGUAACUUACUAGUCUUUUUUCCAUUUUGCUGUUAACGAAAUGAUUGUGUGAAGCCUGCUGAAGUCUUUUCUUUUUCCUUUCUUGUUAUCCUUAAUUUCGGAAUAUAACUCAUAAUCAAACCUUGUUUCCAAGCACCCCCGCGC
This is a messenger RNA of Diospyros lotus (date-plum), 2746 nucleotides long. RefSeq lists its product as uncharacterized. The transcript is spliced from 3 exons. The record is from RefSeq and is a predicted model, not a curated record. The coding region runs from base 375 to 2537 and encodes 720 amino acids. Lineage: Eukaryota; Viridiplantae; Streptophyta; Magnoliopsida; Ericales; Ebenaceae.